Lucilia cuprina (Australian sheep blowfly) is the source of this 1081-nucleotide messenger RNA. RefSeq lists its product as uncharacterized. The transcript is spliced from 3 exons. NCBI's taxonomy places the organism in Eukaryota, Metazoa, Arthropoda, Insecta, Diptera, Calliphoridae. The record is from RefSeq and is a predicted model, not a curated record. Bases 423 to 881 code for a protein of 152 amino acids.
CAGCGAAAAAUCGUAUUGAAAAAUUUCAAGAAAAAAAGAGUGGAGAAACAAAUAAACAACAGAAAAACAUGUUUAGGUGUAGAAAUCACAAGAAAAUAAAAAAGCAAUAAGAAACACACUGAAAGACGGAUGGAGGGACCAACCAACCGACAAUAAACAACAAACAAGAAGAAUCAGUCAGUUGCAAUCGGGCUUUCUAAAAAGAAUCAACCAAGUUAAAGCGAAAAAGCAAAAACAUUGAGAAUAUAUUGCUUAAUAAAAAGAAAUAAAUAUUAUUUUAAAAUAAUAAUCAAGAAGAGAGCUUAAAUUAAGUUUAAACGGAAAUGCAGUAACGGCUUUUAAAUAUUUACUUCAGUUAAUGAAAUUUUUAACAAAAUUUCCUAUUUUUUUACCAAUAAAAAAUAACAUUUCUUUAUAACAAAAUGUUAACAAAACUACCAGACUAUAUAAUAUCCGAUUGUGGUUAUCCCAACUGGGAUCCAGACCGGGAAAAUCUUAAUUUAGUCAAAAUUCAUGCAAAUCUCUGGAGUACUAGUUCAAUAUGGUCUACAAAGUCGACAAAUUUGGUCAAAUUGCUACCGUUAAGAGAAACAUUAACCGAUUAUUAUAUGGACAAACUAAUGAUGCGUCAGCAUGAGUCCAAAAGUAAGACAACAUCAGCAACAGCAACAACAACAACAAACACUUCCACAUCAGCCCAGCAAUGUUCUAAAAAAAUGAACAGCAACAACAGCGGAAGACAAACGCCGAGACAUGUGAAUGAGUUGAUGAUGAUAAAAAAUGGCAAGAGAAAACCACAGCAACUAACUUCACAUUGUGCCUUGGACAAAAGAAGAUCUCAUUAUACAAAUAGUUUAGACAACGAUUUGGAUCAGUUUUAGCAUGAUUUUUACAAUAAUUUCGGGUGGGCUCUUUGAAAGUGAUCUAGUGAUGUGCUACUUACAUACAUACAUAUAUUAUUAAAGUGUUUAUUUUUUGUUUUUUAAAUUUAUUUAAUUUAUUGGAAAUUUUAGUUAUUAGAAAAUAUUAUUAAAUAUAAAAUGAAAAUUUAAUAAAAACUCGUUUAACUAUUAGGUAUGAA